UAAGCAAAUGCGAUGUUUCCCACUCUCUAAAUCGAUGCAAGAGGUAACAUUUCGAUGCAUGGAGUUAAAUGUCGGCGUUAAAGAGCCGUAGUAACUCGUUAGCUGGACUAAGUCUAGACGCUGUGCUUGGCGGCGAGAUCGUUAUACAACCGUCAUCUCCCCCAUCGCCACCACCUUUACCAUCAAAAUCUCUUGUACCGCACCGCGCAACAAGCCAAACGCUUUUUGAUAUCAUACGUGAGGAAUACGCCAAAGAAGGGCACAAAGAUCGUACCACGUGGCAGAUUUUCCGUGAGAAACUCCGUCUCAAACGAACCGGUUCUGCUUGGACCUCGUCUCUUCAUAUCCCUGCUUCGGAUAUUCUUAUCCCUAAUCCCAAACACCUUGGAACAGCGUUCCGAUCACACUCCGCCGGUUUAAACAUCCGAGAUCUGGUUCACGCUAUACCGAUGUCUGAUCCACCUGGUUCUUCAGGACGCGCUAUGUUCACACGCGGAUCAUCAAUGCGGGUCGGGUCGAGCAAAAACCCGGACGAUUCGCCUGACAUCAGCGUUCUUGGAGAUGGACCACCGUCUAGGAGUUUUAAGCCGCAGUUAUCACGGCACGAUUCCGUUAGAGAUCACAGUGACGGCGAAGAAGAUAACAGACGACGUCAUCCGAUCGUCACGUUCGUGGAAGAGAGGCAAAUGUCGGCGAGAGAAGCGGUUGCUGCUCAAGAAGCGGCGGAAGCUGAAGCGGCGGCGGCUGGAGGAAGCGAAGACGAAGAUGACGAUGACGAAGAGGAUGAUUCAGGAGAAACAGAGGAGAGAAAAUCAUCUUCAGGUUCUGAACCGAAACAGACGAUGUCUCUGAUGGAUCUGUUGGAAGAAACAGAUCGACAAAUGGGAUUAACAGGAUCGAGAUACGCCAUGGAUGAAGAUGAAGAGUACGAAGAAGACGAAGAAGAUGAGAAUUACGAAGAAGAAGGAGAUGGUCAAGGAGGAGGAGAAGGUGAGCUUAGUUGCUGCGUUUGCAUGGUGAAAAUCAAAGGCGCUUCUUUUACACCUUGUGGUCACACGUUUUGUAAGCUCUGUUCUAAAGAGCUUAUGGCUCAGAAAGGUCACUGUCCUGUUUGCAGCAGCUUCGUCCUCGAGUUCCUUGAGAUCUUUUAGAAACUAAUUUUGAAACUUUUUGUUUA
Molecule: messenger RNA, 1177 nt
Organism: Arabidopsis lyrata subsp. lyrata
Lineage: Eukaryota; Viridiplantae; Streptophyta; Magnoliopsida; Brassicales; Brassicaceae
Product: E3 ubiquitin-protein ligase RNF34
Exons: 1
Coding region: 69-1151 (360 amino acids)
Source: RefSeq, a predicted model, not a curated record